Molecule: messenger RNA, 1167 nt
Organism: Grammomys surdaster
Lineage: Eukaryota; Metazoa; Chordata; Mammalia; Rodentia; Muridae
Gene: Steep1
Product: chromosome unknown CXorf56 homolog
Exons: 7
Coding region: 45-713 (222 amino acids)
Source: RefSeq, a predicted model, not a curated record
GACUCUUCAUUUUCCUGGAGUUUUCUGGCUGCUCUGCUGGAGCUAUGCCGAAAGUCGUGUCGCGGUCGGUUGUCUGCUCAGACACCCGGGACCGCGAGGAAUAUGAUGAUGGCGAGAAGCCCCUCCAUGUCUACUACUGUUUAUGCGGCCAGAUGGUCCUGGUGCUGGAUUGCCAGUUAGAGAAAUUGCCCAUGAGGCCCCGGGACCGGUCUCGCGUGAUCGAUGCCGCGAAACAUGCUCAUAAGUUUUGUAACACAGAAGAUGAGGAGACUACUUAUCUUCGGAGGCCUGAGGGCAUUGAACGUCAAUACAGGAAGAAAUGUGCAAAGUGUGGACUGCCGCUCUUCUACCAGUCCCAGCCGAAGAAUGCUCCUGUGACCUUCAUUGUGGAUGGAGCAGUAGUGAAAUUUGGCCAAGGCUUUGGGAAAACCAAUAUAUAUACUCAGAAACAAGAGCCUCCUAAGAAGGUUAUGAUGACCAAAAGGACUAAAGACAUGGGCAAGUUCAGCUCUGUUACGGUAUCUACCAUUGAUGAAGAAGAAGAAGAGAUAGAGGCUAGGGAAGUUGCUGACUCCUAUGCACAGAACGCCAAAGUGAUUGAAAAGCAGCUGGAGCGCAAAGGCAUGAGCAAGAGGCGGCUGCAAGAGUUGGCUGAAUUGGAAGCCAAGAAAGCAAAAAUGAAGGGGACCCUGAUCGACAACCAGUUCAAAUAAUCAGGAUCUUUCUGAGUUCAGACUGAAGGCAGCACUUAGAUCAGGAAGAAUAGCUUCAAGAUCUCAUGGACUGGUUUCUGUUUGUCCCAGGAGGGUUUUCUGACCAUCCCUUUGGUUUCUGACACUGUUUUUCUGUUCUUUUGUUGAAGUCCUUGACUCCAUUUCACUUGCUUUCUAGGGGGUAGAUUGUUUGUAAAAUCUCUGUAUAUAUAUUUUCUGUCUUUCUUGUCUUUGAGGUCAGGUCUUGUUACAUACCAGAGGAUGGCCUUGAACUUUGUGAGUCUCCUGUCUUAGCCUCUCUAGUGUUGAAGUUACAGGACUGUAUCACCAUGCCCAGCUUCUGUAACAGCCCUCUUUUCUUUUGAAGUUGACUUCUUCUGUGAUAUAGUUAGAGCUAGUAAGCGUUUGGCUUGUCUCUAGUGUCUGAGGUAGAUGUUUUUUCUUCUUCAAAGCU